ACCUCAAGAUGGUGGCUUCCCGGGCGAUAGGCUGUCUCAGUCGCUUUUGUGCCUGGGAGGAGGACUUGAGCUUGCCAUUUCCUGCCAAUAUAGAAUAGCAACCAAAGAUAGAAAAACAGUAUUAGGUACCCCUGAAGUCUUGCUGGGCAUCUUACCAGGAGCAGGAGGCACACAAAGGCUGCCCAGAAUGGUGGGUGUACCUGCUGCUUUUGACAUGAUGCUGACUGGUAGAAACAUUCGUGCAGACAAAGCGAAGAAAAUGGGACUGGUUGACCAAUUGGUGGAACCCCUGGGACCAGGAUUAAAACCUCCAGAGGAGCGGACGAUUGAAUACUUAGAAGAAGUUGCAGUCACUUUUGCCAAAGGACUAUCUGAUAAGAAAAUCUCUAUAAAGAGAGACAAGGGAUUAGUAGAAAAAUUGAUAUCAUAUGCCAUGAGUAUUCCAUUUGUCAGGCAACAGAUUUACAAAAAGGUGGAAGAAAAAGUACGAAAACAGACCAAAGGCCUUUAUCCUGCACCUCUGAAAAUAAUUGAUGUGGUAAAGACUGGAAUUGAGCAAGGGAACGAUGCUGGUUAUCUCUCUGAAUCUAAGAAAUUUGGAGAGCUUGCAAUGACCAAAGAAUCAAAGGCCUUGAUAGGACUUUAUCAUGGGCAGGUCCUGUGUAAGAAGAAUAAAUUUGGAGCUCCGCAGAAGGAAGUGAAGCACCUAGCCAUUCUUGGAGCAGGGCUGAUGGGAGCUGGCAUUGCCCAGGUGUCUGUGGAUAAGGGCCUGAAGACCAUACUUAAAGAUGCUACACUAGCCGGGCUGGGCCGAGGACAGCAACAGGUGUUCAAAGGAUUGAAUGAUAAAGUGAAGAAGAAAGCUCUAACAUCAUUUGAAAGGGACUCCAUUUUCAGCAACUUGACUGGGCAGCUCGAUUACGAGGGUUUUGAAAAGGCUGACAUGGUGAUUGAAGCUGUUUUUGAGGACCUUAGUCUUAAGCACAGAGUGCUAAAGGAAGUAGAAGCGCUGAUUCCGGAUCACUGUGUCUUUGCCAGUAACACAUCUGCUCUCCCAAUCAGUGAAAUUGCUGCUGUCAGCAAAAGACCCGAGAAGGUGAUUGGCAUGCACUACUUCUCUCCUGUGGACAAGAUGCAGCUGCUGGAGAUCAUCACAACCGAGAAAACGUCUAAGGACACAACCGCUUCGGCGGUAGCCGUCGGGCUCAAGCAGGGGAAGGUCAUCAUUGUGGUUAAGGAUGGACCUGGCUUCUACACCACCAGGUGUCUCGCACCCAUGAUGUCUGAAGUCCUCAGGAUCCUCCAGGAAGGAGUUGAGCCUAAGAAGCUGGAUUCCCUUACCACAAACUUUGGCUUUCCUGUGGGUGCUGCCACACUGGUGGAUGAAGUGGGUGUGGAUGUAGCAAAACACGUAGCGGAAGAUCUGGGCAAAGCCUUUGGGGAGCGGUUUGGAGGUGGAAGCCUAGAACUGCUGAAGCAGAUGGUGUCCAGGGGCUUCCUGGGUCGCAAGUCUGGGAAGGGCUUUUAUAUCUACCAGGAGGGUGUGAAGAAUAAGAAUGUGAAUUCUGACAUGGACGGUAUUUUGGCAAGUCUGAAGGUGCCCCCAAAGUCUGACGUCUCCUCUGACGAGGACAUCCAGUACCGCCUGCUGACCAGAUUCGUGAAUGAGGCCGUCCUGUGCCUGCAGGAAGGGAUCUUGGCCACACCAGCGGAGGGAGACAUCGGAGCCGUCUUCGGGCUCGGCUUUCCCCCAUGUCUUGGAGGGCCCUUCCGCUUCGUGGAUCUGCACGGUGCUCAAAAGGUAGUGGACCGGCUCAGGAAGUAUGAGGCCGCCUACGGAAAACAGUUCACCCCGUGCCAGCUGCUCAUCGACCACGCUAACAGCCCGAACAGGAAGUUCUGCCAGUGAGCAGGCCCCCGCCCAGCCAGCGGCGCUGGUUCUCUGGCAGAGUGGCACCUAGACGUGUCAGAGGAACCAGAAGGCAAACAAACUCUGGCACUGGGUGUGCACCCUGACUAAAGUGCCUUCAGUUAGGACAGUCUCUCCCUCCUGGUGGAGUCUGGCUGUGAAUGAGUUUGCAGUUCAU
Odobenus rosmarus divergens (Pacific walrus) is the source of this 2087-nucleotide messenger RNA. RefSeq names its product hydroxyacyl-CoA dehydrogenase/3-ketoacyl-CoA thiolase/enoyl-CoA hydratase (trifunctional protein), alpha subunit (gene HADHA). Gene Ontology annotation, cellular component: mitochondrion; mitochondrial fatty acid beta-oxidation multienzyme complex. The record is from RefSeq and is a predicted model, not a curated record. Bases 188 to 1909 code for a protein of 573 amino acids. The transcript has 19 exons. NCBI's taxonomy places the organism in Eukaryota, Metazoa, Chordata, Mammalia, Carnivora, Odobenidae. Gene Ontology annotation, molecular function: long-chain (3S)-3-hydroxyacyl-CoA dehydrogenase (NAD+) activity; enoyl-CoA hydratase activity; NAD+ binding. Gene Ontology annotation, biological process: fatty acid beta-oxidation.